CCAUGGCGGCGGAGGCCGUGGCUUCGCGCCUGCAGCGGCAGGAGGAGGAUAUCCGCCGGCUGUGGGCGGAGGUCGAGCGCCUGAGGGACGAGCAGCUGAGUGCGCCCGAGCGGUGCCCAGCCGAGGGCCCGAGCGUGACACGGGAGGUGGCGCAGCUGCGGGCGGAGAACCGCGACCUGCGCCAGCGCCUGUGCCGCCUGCGGCUGUGCCUGGCCGGGGAGCGGGGCGGGCGGGCGCGGCCGGGGAGCGCGGCGCAGGUGAAACAUCAACCUCAGUUCAUAAAGGAAAGACUAGAGCUUUUUGAAAUGCUAAAGAAAGAUCCUCAGCUCUUACUUGCCGAUAAGGAAAAAAGGAGAAAUUUGAGUAAUGUGAUCACAGUGAGGAUGGGUGAUGGAAAGACAGUGGAAGGGGAAGUCUGGAAGACCACACCCUACCACAUAGCUGCUGACAUUAGUCCAGAGCUGGCUGAAAGCAUUGUAGUGGCGAAGGUCAAUGGUGAACUGUGGGACUUGGACCGUCCCCUGGAAGGGGAUGCCACUCUGGAGCUGUUGACAUUUGACCAUGAGGAGGCCCAGGCUGUGUAUUGGCACUCCAGUGCCCACAUCCUUGGCGAGGCCAUGGAGCUUCACUAUGGCGGCCACUUGUGCUACGGGCCACCCAUUGAAAAUGGAUUCUAUUAUGACAUGUUCCUUGCGGACAGAGUGGUGUCCAGCACAGAACUGCUGGCACUGGAGAACACCUGUAAGACCAUCAUCAAAGAAAAGCAGCCUUUUGAGAGACUAGAGGUCAACAAGGAAACCCUCCUGGAAAUGUUCACGUACAAUCAAUUCAAAUGCCGCAUCCUGAACGAGAAGGUGAAGACUCCAACUACCACCGUCUACAGGUGUGGCCCACUGAUUGACCUUUGUAAAGGCCCCCAUGUAAGACACACUGGAAAAAUCAAAGCCAUAAAAAUCUUCAAGAACUCCUCAACAUAUUGGGAGGGCAAUCCUGAAAUGGAAACCCUGCAGCGGAUCUAUGGGAUAUCGUUUCCUGAUGACAAGAUGAUGAAAACCUGGGAGAAGUUCCAGGAAGAAGCCAAGAACCGUGAUCACAGGAAAAUUGGGAAAGAGCAAGAACUUUUCUUCUUCCAUGAUCUGAGCCCUGGGAGUUGUUUCUUCCUUCCCAGAGGAGCCUUCAUUUAUAAUACACUUAUGGAUUUCAUACGAGAGGAGUAUCACCAGCGUAACUUCACAGAGGUGCUCUCCCCCAACGUGUUCAACAGCAAAGUCUGGGAAGCUUCUGGCCACUGGCAACAUUACAGUGAGAACAUGUUCACUUUUGAUAUUGAAAAGGACACUUUUGCCCUGAAGCCCAUGAAUUGUCCUGGGCACUGUCUCAUGUUUGCCCACCGCCCACGCUCUUGGCGGGAAAUGCCUCUCCGACUGGCCGAUUUUGGAGUUCUCCAUCGAAAUGAGCUGUCAGGGACGCUGAGCGGCUUGACCCGAGUACGGCGCUUCCAGCAGGACGACGCUCACAUCUUCUGCACCGUUGAGCAGAUUGAAGAAGAGAUAAAGGGGUGUCUGCAGUUUUUGCAGUCGGUCUACUCAACAUUUGGUUUUUCCUUUCAAUUAAAUUUGUCAACAAGACCUGAGAACUUCCUGGGAGAGAUUGAAAUAUGGGAUACAGCUGAAAAGCAACUGCAGAAUAGCUUGACAGAAUUUGGAAAACCUUGGAAGAUGAACCCAGGAGAUGGAGCAUUCUAUGGCCCUAAAAUUGACAUAAAAAUCAAGGACGCCAUUGGCAGAUACCAUCAGUGUGCUACAAUCCAGCUGGACUUCCAACUGCCUAUCAGGUUUAACCUCACAUAUGUUAGUAAGGAUGGAGAUGAUAAGAAGCACCCUGUGAUCAUUCAUCGAGCCAUUCUGGGAUCAGUGGAAAGAAUGAUCGCCAUUCUCUCAGAAAACUAUGGUGGAAAAUGGCCUUUCUGGUUGUCUCCUCGUCAGAUAAUGGUCAUCCCUGUGGGACCAACUUGUGAAGAAUAUGCACUUAAGGUUUCCAGUGAAUUUUUUGAAGAAGGCUUCAUGGUGGAUGUUGAUUUAGACCGCAGCUGUACUCUGAAUAAGAAAAUACGGAAUGCACAGCUGGCGCAGUAUAAUUUCAUUUUGGUGGUCGGAGAAAAAGAAAAGACAAAUCAUGCUGUAAACGUUCGAACAAGAGACAACAAAAUCCAUGGGGAGAUCUCAGCAGCUUCUGCCAUUGAUAAAUUGAAGAGCCUCCAGAAGUCCCGUACCCUGAACGCCGAGGAAGACUUUUGAACUAGUGUGCUCUGCUGGGCCACCUUGUCUUGACCCUUGAAAACGCACUUUGCUUAAUUUGCAGUAGUACUUUCAGAGCUGGACCCCUGAUGGGCCCACUGGUGUCACAGUGAGAAACAGUGAAUGAGUAGCUGAUAUAGAGAGUUGAGUUCACUGAUUAGUAUGGAAGCAAUAAGAAGAUAAACUUGGGAAAGUCUCGAAUGCUUUGAGUGGGGGGCUAUGUCAGUCACUGAGAGUAGGGAAUACUAGCAGAUGAAGACUAGAAGAUGCCUUUGUUAAAAUUUGUGAUUUCUUUUUCCAAAGACAAACUUCAAAUAAUAGUCUGCAAAGUCUAUUUGAAUGGGAAGGAGGAUCUUAUUUUCUACAAACAUUUUGUCUCAGGUAUUUUUAUGGCUGUUUUACUAUAAAAGUUCGCACUGAAAUUUUAUCUCCAGAAUUAGAAUCAUCACUUAAUUUGUUUUAACAACCCAAAAGGAGGUAGUCAAAUAUGUGGCCACGAUCUCUUCAUCUGUAUGCAAAGAACUGUGAACCUCAGUGCUGCAAAAUCUUUUGUUAUUUGUCCUGUAGGCUGUUGAGUUGCCGUUGUUUUAUGCCUUUUAUUGACUUUAGUUGAACCUUGUUCCUCUUUAGAAAAAAUAAGUUCCCAAAUAAAACGCAUCACACAGUG
Molecule: messenger RNA, 2964 nt
Organism: Erinaceus europaeus (western European hedgehog)
Lineage: Eukaryota; Metazoa; Chordata; Mammalia; Eulipotyphla; Erinaceidae
Gene: TARS3
Product: threonyl-tRNA synthetase 3
Exons: 18
Coding region: 3-2297 (764 amino acids)
Biological process (GO): threonyl-tRNA aminoacylation
Cellular component (GO): cytoplasm
Molecular function (GO): ATP binding; threonine-tRNA ligase activity
Source: RefSeq, a predicted model, not a curated record